Messenger RNA from Salvia splendens (bonfire salvia), 2028 nucleotides. Its product is annotated as tonoplast dicarboxylate transporter. The transcript is spliced from 6 exons. The coding region runs from base 6 to 1730 and encodes 574 amino acids. The record is from RefSeq and is a predicted model, not a curated record. Gene Ontology annotation, molecular function: transmembrane transporter activity. Gene Ontology annotation, cellular component: plasma membrane. Lineage: Eukaryota; Viridiplantae; Streptophyta; Magnoliopsida; Lamiales; Lamiaceae. Gene Ontology annotation, biological process: transmembrane transport.
CCCUGAUGGGCAAUGGCCAAAUGCAACUAACACAUUUCCUCUCACAAUUUUUAGUUGAAAAGAAAAAAAUAAUAAUAAACCAUUUAUCAUUUUCUUCCCACCCAAAGAUGAAGAACAGCGGCGCGGCCGACGUGGAUGACCCGAAAGCCCCACUUCUUCCGCUCCAAGAUCCGAGUGAGGCCGGAUCGCGGAGCUUCGGUCCAACUAUGAGAUCCAUUUUGACAUUAAACAACUUUUUCAUCCUGCUUGGUCCCUUACUCUGCGCCGUGGUAUGUCUGACCGUGAAGUUGAACGGCGGCGGCACCACCAGCCGGAACAUGCUGGGGGUGCUGGCAUGGAUCUUCACGUGGUGGAUGACGGAGGCGGUGCCGAUGCCGAUAACCUCGAUGGCGCCGCUCUUCCUCUUCCCCUUGUUCGGAAUCUCCUCCGCCGACGACGUCGCCCAUUCCUACAUGGAUGACGUCAUCUCGCUCGUGCUUGGAAGCUUCAUUCUCGCGCUUGCUGUUGAGCAUUACAACAUACACCGGAGAUUAGCUCUCAAUAUAACGAUAUUAUUCUGCGGCGAACCGCUGAAUCCUCCUCUUCUGCUGCUGGGAAUAUGUGGGACGACAGCAUUCGUGAGCAUGUGGAUGCACAAUGUGGCGGCGGCGAUGAUGAUGAUGCCCGUGGCGACCGGAAUCCUGCAGCGGUUGCCGACGGGGGAGGCUCAGUCGGAGCUGGUGUCGAAAUUCUGCAAGGCGGUGGUGCUUGGGGUGAUAUACGCGGCGGCAGUGGGCGGGAUGAGCACUCUGACAGGGACAGGUGUCAACCUCGUAUUGGUGGGAAUGUGGAAGAGCUAUUUCCCUGAAGCCGAUCCCAUCAGCUUCAGCACCUGGUCUUUCUUUGCCCUUCCUCUCGCCUUGCUUAUUUUUGUUGCGCUUUGGGCCAUCCUCUGCUUGCUCUACUGCAGAAAAGGCACCAGCCUCGCCCUCUCUGCUUACUUGGACAGGGCCCACUUGAAGAGCGAGCUCCUUCUCCUUGGUCCAAUUGCCUUUGCAGAAAAGAUGGUACUUGUUCUGUUCUCGCUUUUGGUAGUAUUGUGGAUGACACGGAACAUAACGGACGACAUACCUGGCUGGGGAUCUCUGUUUGGCGACCGCGUGGGCGAUGGAACUGCCAGCGUGAUGGUGGCGACGCUACUAUUCAUAAUCCCAAACAAAAAACAAGCAGGUGAGAAGCUAAUGGACUGGAACAAAUGCAAGAAGCUGCCGUGGAGCAUUGUGCUGCUUUUGGGGGCAGGGUUCGCCAUCGCCGAGGGUGUCCAGACGAGCGGGCUAGCGGACGUGCUCUCGGAGAUGCUGGGGUUCCUGGAGGCAGCGCCGUACUGGGCCAUAGCCCCCGCGGUGGGGAUUGUGAGCGGCGUCAUCACGGAGUUCACCUCCAACAACGCGACCACCACUCUGGUGGUGCCACUGCUGAUCCAGAUCGCAAAGAUCAUGCAUCUCCACCCACUGCUGCUCAUGGUCCCCGGUGCUAUCGGCGCGCAGUUCGCUUUCCUGCUGCCGACGGGGACGCCGUCGAAUAUCGUGGGAUUCAGCACGGGUCAUAUUCAGAUAAGUGAUAUGGUGGUAGCCGGGACUCCCCUCAAAGUUGCUGGAAUUCUCGCUCUUUCCAUUAUGAUGCCUACCCUCGGGGCGUAUGUUUUUGGUACAGAUGAGCCAAUGCUCAACUUUUCAAGGAGUAAAAUGUAGCUAAAUCAAGACCGGUUUAGGUUAGGUGGACGAGAAGCGCGUUUUACCAAUCAGAUUGCGUUUCAGGUUUCAUCUUCUUGUUCCAAGUUCCAACCUUUUAUGUGUCUCUUUUAUGCCUUUGGAAAUAUCAUCUAUUAUGUUUUCCAAAAAUCAUUGUAUGUAUUCUUUUUGUAAUUUCUAAAUUAUGUCCAUUCAAAAAUUAGAAAAGAAAAAGAUAGUAUAAAGAUACUCUCUAGUUCAAUUAUUUUAUAAUGUAUUAACAUAUUAUAUUGCCUUGUUGUUUCUAGGACUGUGAAAA